GUUUCAUUGCGGCUUCUAUAAGAAUCGGUCGAAAAAGCGGAAUUUCCAUACAAAGUUUUCUCUUCGGCCAUUUUUGAUUGGCUUGUUGUUUUUCUCUCUCUCUCUCUCUGUUGAAAUUUUUGUUUAAACAAACAAAGUGCAUUCUUUUCUAUAACCGAGAAGUGUUAGUUCCUGAUAAGCUGUUUUUUAGUUUUGAGAAUAUAAAAAAUUGUAAUCUAUUAGGAAGAGUUUAUCAUCAAAGUUUGACACUUUGAUUGACCUUUUUAAAAGUGAAAGAAAAAGUGUCUGAAAGUCACACCACGAAAAAAAAGAGUGUAUAUGACAAAAAACGAUCGAUCGUGGAAUUAAUGAAUAAGUGAUCGAAUGUGAUUGAAAAUAAAAGUGUUAACUUAUGCAAGAUUAAUAUUUUAUUUGGCAAAGAAAAAAAAAAAAAAUCAUAACAAAUAAACAAAAAAAAAUAGAAACCUUCCGAAAAGAUUGGCUUUUUUUGUUUUUGGGAAAAUUGCUGAAGCACGAAUUGCGGAAACAGAACGUUUUUACGCGGAAGAAUAACUUACUGAUCAUUGAUAAGAAUAUGAAAUAACAUCAAGCGUUUUAAACAAACUCAUUAUCUCUCUCAAAAACUACUCUAACAUUACAAUGAAGACACUACGGACGGCUUUUAGUGUCCCCCAGAUAAAGGCUUUACUGCGAAAAGAUGUCCUAGUUCGGCUCAGGCAGCCGUGGAUGACAGUUGUGCAAUUUAUCUGGCCGUGUCUUGUAUUUCUUUUACUUUACACAAUUCGUGAUAGAUUUGGAGCUGUUAAAGUUGAUAAUUGUCAAUUUCCAACACGACAAUUGCCAACAAAAAGCAAUGUAUUGCCAUUUUUUCAUUCGUAUAUUUGUAGUAUAGAAAAUAGAUGUGAAAGUACCGAAGAAUAUGAGGAGUAUUCAAAGCUUGAAAAUGCCCCAAUGAAACCAAUAAUUGACAUUGUACAAAUUUUUAUUAAAGAUGACUCAUUAUAUAAUACACUUGUUGACCUGCCUAAGAAGGCCAAUUUUAUAUCAGCAGUGACGUCACUUGUCACAAAUAAGUACUUUAAUGACAUAAGAGAUAAUAUUGGAAAGGUUGUUGCCGCAAUACCAAAAGUUGAACAGAUGCUGGGACAUAAUUUUGACAUUAAAAGACUUUUUUUAGAUCGUUCAACAUUUGUACGAGGUGGUAAAAUACUAUGUGGUCAUCCAUUUCCUAGCACCGAUGUUAUACCAAUAGCAAAUGACAUUUUAUAUUCAGAAGAUUUUAGUGAAGUUAACGAUGAUGAAUUAGAUGCUAUGCCAACAAAAUAUUGCAAACGUUUAUAUUUGGAUGUGACAAGUAGUAAUUUUGGAAAAUUAACUUGGAGUCAAAUUAAACCAAUUAUACAUGGGAAAAUUUUAUAUUCACCAAUAACUGAGGAUACUAAAUCAAUAGUGAAAUAUUCAAACACUACCUUUGAAGAACUCGAUCGUCUUGUAAACCUAGCCCUUGCCCUCGAUGAAUCUUUGAUCAAACUCCGCAAUGACACUCAAUUCCAGGCUAAAUUCGAUAGUAUUUUAGAACUGGCCAAGUCACCAAUUGUAAAAAGUCUAAUAGGUGACACCAUCGACAUUUCAGAAAUCGAAUCUAUAAUGAUGGGAAUCAGGACAGAUCAAACUGUUUUUGAAGUUAUUCAUACAAUCAAAAAUAUUUUAGAAUGUUUCUCUGUUGAUCGAUUUGUUGGAGUUCAAUCAGAAGAUGAACUUCAAAAACUCGCCUUCACUAUGAAUAAACAAAGAUUGUAUUAUGGAGGUGUACAUUUUAAUAAGACCGAAGGCAAGGAUGUUGUUUAUAAUUUUCACAUGGAUACCGACAAUACUCCACCAACGGUUGAGACGAAAAAGCGAUUUUGGUUUCCUGGACCAGCUGGUGCGAUGGAGACGGAUCUGAAAUAUCAUCAGGGUUUUGUGGAGAUUAAACAUGCCAUCGAUAUGGGAAUUAUUAAACAUAAAAAACACAAGUUGAAUGCUUUGAAACCUCCAACAGAAAAAUUAUCUACAACAACUCAAAGUUUGGUUCAAUUUUAUCGAGUGGAUGAAGAUGAACAAGAAGAUCAAGAUGAAGAUGAUGAUGAUGAUUGGUUUACGAAUGGUGAAAGUUCAGAAACAGCUUCAAAUUCAAGUGGCGAUGGAUUAGUUAGUGGAUUUACGAAUCUUUUGAGUGGUUUUAUGGAUGGUUGGAAUGGAGUUGAUAGGGAAAAUAAAUCAGAUACAUUAAAUUUGGAAGAAGAUGAAGAUCUUGGUCAAGAUGAAAAAGAAGUUGUAGACGAAACAACACAACAAACAACUACUGUGUCCGAUUCACUAGACGAUAAUGAUGAUGAUGAAAUUGUUAUCACAACAACAGUUAUUCCAGAAACGGUGGAAGAGGAGGAAGAAGAACAACUGAGCCGUAAGAGACGUUCACCACAGGGUUUAUUGGAUCUUUUCUUAGGCAUGGCAAAUAAUAAGCUUGCCGGAGACAAAUUCGAGGUGGAUGAUGUGCAAUUUUUUACCAAACAAUUUCCAUAUCCUGCUUAUACCAAAGACAACUUCAAAACAGGACUUUAUUUGGGUCAAGCAAUUCAAUUUGCAUUCUUCAUUGGACUUAUGGCACAAAUUGCUACUUGUGUGCGACAUCGGAUUUGGAUGCGAGAAAGUAGAAAUACUAUGAUAAUGCGUUCCAUGGGCCUCAAAACCUCCUCGGAACUCCUUUCAUGGUGCAUAACAACAUUUAUUGAAAUGCUCCUCAUAAUCAUAGCAGUCUGCAUUAUUUUAUAUUCCGGAAGUAUCCUGCACUACACAAACUUUGCUUUUGUUUUAUUUUUCUUAAUAAUUUUUGGAAUAUGUUUGAUCUCAUUUUGUUACAUGUGUGCAACAUUUUUUACCUCAGCCACUGUUGGUUCAGUGACCACAUCAUUAUUCUUCCUGAUCUCUUUUUGUCCAUAUAUAUUAUUUAUAAUUUAUGAUGCUCAAUUAAAUAAAUUUGAGAAUUUCUUCUUAAAUUUAUCAUUUACAUCGGCUUUUGCACAAGCUUGGAAUAAUAUUUUACGAAUGGAAUUACAAAUGACUGCUUUGACAUUUAGUGCAGCUUUCGAAGAUGGGCUAAGUGGUGAAUUUGCUUUUGCUUUAUCAACAAUUAUUUUUGAUACUUUCCUUUAUGCUGCUAUUGGAUAUUUAAUUGAAUAUUGGACAGAUGAUGAAUAUCAAUUUACUGACGUUCAAAGAGAAGAACUUUCACCAAAUAUGGGUGCAACAAUGACAAAUGUUUCGAAAAUCUAUGGCGAAAAUAAUAUCGCUGUGAGUAAUAUUUCUGUAGGCUUCCAAAGGGAUCAAGUUACUUGUUUAUUAGGUCGAAAUGGAGCUGGAAAGAGUACUAUUAUCAAAAUGCUAACUGGCCAAAUUGUUCAAACCACCGGAAGAGUUAUCCUAUCACAAUCAUCGGAUACCCAAGCUGAGGAAUACGACAAGAUCGGAGUUUGCUCUCAGGACAAUAUUUUGAUACCAAAUUUGACAGCUAGAGAACACUUAGAGCUGUAUGCCAAGAUAAAACUUAAGCAGGGCUACCAGUCAGUGGUUGACAAAACCAUGAAAAGUAUGAAGUUUGGUAAACAUGAAAACUAUCCAGCUUGGAAGCUGUCAGGUGGAUAUCAGAGAAGGCUUUGUGUAGCAAUAGCUUUUAUUGGCUCUCCUAAUGUGGUAAUUCUGGAUGAACCCUGCAACGGUGUUGACAACAAAGCCCGCAAGGACAUUUGGGACCUUAUUGAAGUCUUGCGAAAGGGAAGAGCUGUCAUUUUUGCCACUCAUUUCCUAGAUGAGGCUGAAUAUUUGAGUGAUUCUAUUUUAAUAAUGAAGAAUGGAAAAAUCAUAGCCCACCACAAUCCUGAAACAAUGAAGUCACUUUUCACAGAAAACUUCGACCUUGAAAUUCACUGUCGUGACGUACAAACAGUCACAGAAGUCAAAAAACAACUUGAUGCAAGUUUGACAAGUUUCAAAAUUGCACAAGAUACUCCAGUUGAUUUGAAACUUGAAAUAAGUUACGAUCAACAAGCUAAUAACUGUCCCCAACUUAUGGAUGCUUUGGCAAGUCUCCAAAAAGAUGGUAAAAUAAGUGAAUAUAGCAUAAAUAGUAAAAAUCUUGAGGAAGUCUUCACGGAGGUAAAUAGUCUCUCUGAUAAAACAAAUGGUUAUUCCAAACGACAAACUCUCCAACCAGUUGAGUUAAAGAAAUCAAAUGGUUUCCAAGAACUCAUUCGAAAUGAUCCACUCUCCAAAUUGGAGAAAAUUAAGUUGCUAUUUGGAAAACGUUUUACUCACUUUAGUCGCAACUAUCGGAUGCUUUUGUGUGCUUUAAUCUUGCCAGCAGUAUUUGAAAUGAUUGCAAUGUGGUUUGUGAAUCUUCGAUUGGAAGAUGAUUUCGAUAGAGCUUUGAAGUUGUCAAGUGAUCUUUACCCACAUACAACACAUAUUUUAAGUAUGGAGAAUCCUACGACAUUCACACAGGAUAUCUACAAUCGAUUACAAUCGGAGUGUAGAGAUAACGAUCGAGAUUGUAGAGAAUUUAAUGAUUCUACAAAAGCUUUCUAUUGGAUUCUGGAUACUGCUCAUCAAUUCCAUGAGAAGAGAUAUGGCGGAACGACUUUCAAUGAGACUAGAGCAACGGUUUGGUACAAUAAUAAGGGACAUCAUGCUAUGAUCUCUUGGUUAAAUGAUCUUAAUUCACAUGUGCUUCAGGCUGAAAUGGAUGAUCCAGAGUAUAGCAUAACGACUUUUAAUGUACCUUGGAAGCUGGGUGAUAGGGAAUUUAGCAUAUCGUCAAUACUUCGACAGGUUUCUGACGCUGGUGUUUCGUUUGUACUUUUGAUAUCGUUGAGUUUGGUAAUGGCAGUGGCUUCGGUUUAUAUUGUCAACGAAAGAAUGAAGGGUGAAAAGCUUCAGCAGAUGUUGUGCGGUGUGGAUGCAGGAAUUUACUGGGGAGUUGCUUUUGUUUGGGACUAUUUGGUUUUAAUCGUUGGUAUCGUAAUUUGCUCCUCGGUAUUGCUUGCUUUUGGAAUGCCUGUCUACACAACAAAAGCCAAUCUCUGGGGUAUCAUCGUGCUUUCCUUCCUCUAUGGUUUCGCAUGCAUUCCAGCUAUUCACGUGGUUGAAAAACUCUUCACCGAUUCUAGCCUGGCCAUUAUGACAAUCUUCUGCAUGAACGCUAUCAUUCCAAUCUUUACAAUGUCAGUGGUGGUUCUGAUAGGAAUUGUUGGUGAAUCAGAAACAGCUGAUAGUUGGCGAUACUUUUUGAAUCGAGCAUUCUUGAUCUUCCCUCAACAUGCUUUAGGAGAUGGUUUGGUUGAGAUUUGUAAGAAUUUUGUUGUUGCUGAAUUCUUCCGUCGAUAUGAUAUUGAUUCCUAUAAGAAUCCUGUAACCAGCAAUCUUCUCCUGCCUCAUAUGACUGCAUUGGUGGUUUUAGGAUUUGUGUUUUUAACAUUGAAUAUUUUAAUUGAAAGUGGAAUGGCUAAUAGAUUGGUGAAGAAACUUAUUGAAGAACACAUUGAUGAUCCUGUUGAUGAUUUGAAAAUUAUUUCCAUACAAAAUUCAUUGAAGAGAACUGAAAAAGUUGGUUCAAUGGAAAGACAUGUUUUGAAAGUAGAUCGAUUAACAAAGAAAUUCAAUCGGAAACAAUAUGCUGUGAAAGAUGUUAGUUUUGAAAUAUCAUCUGGAGAAUGUUUUGGUUUGUUGGGUAAGAAUGGUGCAGGCAAGUCAACUAUAUUCAAAAUGCUUUCGGGUCAAAUGCAACCCAGUGGUGGAAGUAUUAUUUAUGCCAAUAAAGAUAUUGCAUACUGCCCACAAACGAACACUUUGGAUUCGCUGUUGACUGUGAGAGAGAUGAUCGAAUUCUAUGGAAAACUCCGGAGGAUCAAUGAUAUUCAAAAGUUGACAGAAAGUACCCUGCUAUCAUUCCAAUUAGAAAGCUACAAAGAUGUUUUAGUGAAAAACUUGAGUGGAGGUAAUAGGAGAAAGCUAAAUGUUGCUAUAACAUGCUUUGGCUGGACAGAUGUUGUUCUAAUGGAUGAGCCGACAAGCGAUAUGGAUCCGGUGACAAGAUCAAUAGUCUAUCAUGCAAUUGAUGAUUUGAUUCUUGAGCAGCGAGCUAUUGUUCUAACUUCACAUUCAAUUUCGGAAAUUGAUCAUAUUUGCCAUCGAAUAGCUGUGAUGAAAGAUGGACAAAUGCUUACUUGCAGUCGACCGGAAACUCUUAAAAUGCAAUAUGGUGGAUAUUAUAGUGUGGCUGUAUUUUGUGAGAAUGGAAAGAUUGCAGAGAUUAAAAAGAAAAUCCAAGAAACAUUCCCUGGCUGUGGUGAUAUUCAAACUUAUACUCAUUCCAUUAAGUUUGUUUUGAAAAUUCAGCAAACUAUUCACGAGAACGAUAGUUCUUCAUUAAAUUCGGAUGACAAAACCCAUCCAACAUUAGCUGAAUUAUUCCGAAGGAUGAAUUUUUUGAUUUCUGAAAAUACUUCAAUACGUUUUACAAUAAAUCGUUGUCGAUUGGAUACGGUUUUUGAAAAAAUUCUCGAUAAUAGUGAUAUUCAGGGAGGUUAUGUACAUAAUGGUUAUGUUGAAACAGAAACUAGAACAUGAUUUUAUUGACUGGCAAGUGACAGUUAAUAAACAAAAAAAAAAAGUUGUACUUAUCCUAUUACUCAUGUGCUGUAAAAAGCCCAGGAUCAUUAAAAAAAAAAAUAAAUUGUGAUACAAAGUUAAAAUACACACAAAAAGUGCUUAGUUUUAAGUUUUAAUAUUUUUUGUUUAAUUUAAAGUAAAAUUGUCUCAAAGCGUGAGAACUGAAAUGGAUUAUGGGAUAUUUAUAUAAAAAAAACAAUCGGGUAUACAUAAAUUAGUUUAAAGUCUUAAGCAGGGCAAAUAGACUUUUGAACUUAAAAACAAUUAAUUAUAAAUAGAUACUUGUUUUAAUUUCAGGGUGAAAACGCUUUUUUUUUUGUAAUUUUAUUGUAUAUU
This is a messenger RNA of Episyrphus balteatus (marmalade hoverfly), 7041 nucleotides long. RefSeq names its product ATP-binding cassette sub-family A member 13 (gene ldd). Gene Ontology annotation, biological process: lipid transport; transmembrane transport. The transcript has 22 exons. The record is from RefSeq and is a predicted model, not a curated record. Gene Ontology annotation, cellular component: intracellular membrane-bounded organelle; membrane. Bases 640 to 6663 code for a protein of 2007 amino acids. NCBI's taxonomy places the organism in Eukaryota, Metazoa, Arthropoda, Insecta, Diptera, Syrphidae. Gene Ontology annotation, molecular function: ATP binding; lipid carrier activity; ATP hydrolysis activity.